Molecule: messenger RNA, 1128 nt
Organism: Penicillium paradoxum
Lineage: Eukaryota; Fungi; Ascomycota; Eurotiomycetes; Eurotiales; Aspergillaceae
Exons: 1
Coding region: 1-1128 (375 amino acids)
Cellular component (GO): mitochondrion
Molecular function (GO): (3R)-hydroxyacyl-[acyl-carrier-protein] dehydratase activity
Source: RefSeq, a predicted model, not a curated record
AUGAAGGCACAUCGGCUCCAACCCUUGCUCUCUUUGCGAAGCGGGCGUCAAGCAUGCCGGACUUACUCCUCGCUCUCCGAGCGCUUGCAUCAUGAACUAACCACAAGGAAGCUCCCGCUGACUUACGAUUAUCUACACCCGCAGCCCUCGCAUCUGUUGAAUCUUACCCUCCGUGAUCUUCUCCCGCAAUCCCGGAUCCCCUCUGAUUAUGCGACUCUCCCCUCAAUACAGAACCCGUCCCCGCUACCGGUCGGCCACCACUUGAUCUACUUCCCGCCGCAAGUGACACUGUCCCAACUUCUCCCGGAUUGCACAGACACUCUACACACGCCUGGUGAGCCUUUUAAUCGCCGGCUCUGGGCAGGCGGAAAUCUCAGAAUCCCAGUGUGCAGCCCGCAGCUAGAUGGCAGUCGCGCAGUCUGCAUAGAAUCUAUCCGCAACGUGACAGUCAAGGGCCGCGAAGGAGACGAGAAAGUGAUUGUCACAAUUGAGCGACGCAUUGGCAAUGUUCCCGAGGAAGAGACUGUCGAGCAGACCUGGAAUCGGAUAUGGAAAGAGAACGAAGCCGACGCAGGAGAAUCAUCGGUCAUUGAGAACCGAGACCUCGUUUUCAUGCGCUUAAAAACAAGCGCACAAAUAGAGGCCGAUAAAGCGCAGUUCGGCAAGCCUGAUAGGAUUGUUAAACGUGAGCAUAUACUCCCACUUCUUAAACGUGAUGUCAAGUGUACUAAUGAUUCUGGCGCAAAUGAAGCCCCCUCCGAUGCGACAUUCCGCCACACUCUAGUCCCCACCAAAGCGCUGUUAUUCAGGUUCUCGGCGCUCACUUUCAAUGCCCAUUCCAUCCAUCUUGAUAAGGGCUAUACUCAAAACCAGGAGGGAUUCCGGAACCUUUUGGUCCAUGGCCCGUUGACGCUCACACUUCUGCUGAGUGUGCUUCAGCAACAGCUGAGUCGAUUGAACCUUUGCAUUAACGCAAUUGAGUAUAAAAAUAUGAUGCCGCUUUUCGUCGAGGAGGAGCUGGUGAUUUGUGGCAAGCCUAAAAAUGGAUCUGGAGCUUGGGAUGUAUGGAUUGAGGGCCCAGAUGGAGGAUUGGCUGUUCGGGGUACUGCAAAGACGAGGCUGCAAUAA